AUGGUCCCACUGAACCACCCCGGCGUCGCCGCCGAGGUGCGGCUGGUGCUGCAGGGCGCCACCGACGCCGGCCGCGAGUCCGUCCGCCGCGAGCUCUGCCAGUUAGUUGACUAUGGUCACGAUGGAUGUCUUUUGCUGCUCCAAGUCUGUUUGGAUGAAGUGCUGCUGAAUGACAGGGAGGCCAAAAACUUGCAGUUGAAGCAUGAUCUUCUAUCCGCCACUUUCAGAUAUUGUCUGGAUAAAACGUUUUUUAGCACUUGUUUCUGUGAGGCACUGAUGCAGAUAAAAACUGGUACCGAUGGCCUCCUUGAGACUCUGUCGAGUGCACUGGAACUCUCAGUGGCCGAGAAAGUCGGUAUUGGUCUUGCGCUGUCAGAUUCUGAUAAUUCAGGCAUGAAGCUGAAAGGGCAACAAUUUGCAAUUGCUCAAAUUGAGAAGUUGUGUUUGAAUCCUAAUCAAUCGGUACCAAAUGAUCAAAUUCAUGAAAUCGUUGUCUUCCUUCACCAGACCGAUGGCCUGACAAAGCAUAUGGAUACUUUUAGUAACAUUGCUUCUCUUCUAGAAGUUGGACAGAGUCCUUUUUUUGCUCCCAUCCCCAAAGAUCAGCAUGAUGUUCAGUCAAUAAAUCAUUCAAGACAUUUGGAGAUGUACUUGGAUAGCACAAAUGAUGACUUUGAGUCACUUCUUUCUGAAAUUGGGAAAGAAAUAAGUAUGGCGGACAUAGUAACUGAGUUGGGUUAUGGAUGCACUGUUGACAGCACACAGUGUAAGGAAAUACUUUCCACUUUUCAGCCUCUUGAUGAUGUGGCAAUAUCUAAGUUGCUCGGGGCAGUUAUUGGCACUCAAAAUAGUCUUGCAGAGGCCCAUAACACUUAUGCAACCUUCGUAUCUGCUAUUCGAAAUACCCACUUGAGUGAGUCGCCUCAAUUGACUACAUGGAACACAGAUGUUCUUGUGGAUUCAAUCAACGAAUUGGCCCCAAGUACUAAUUGGGUGCAUGUUAUGGAAAGCCUUGAUCAUGAGGGUUUCAGUAUUCCUGAUGAAGCAGCUUUCUGUUUACUGAUGAAUAUAUAUGGCCGCGCUUGCAAGGAUCCCUUUCCGCUUCAUGCUGUUUGUGGGUCAAUGUGGACAAAUACAGAAGGCCAGAUAUCAUUUUUAAAGCAUGCAAUUUCUGCCCCUGCUACUAUUUUUACAUUUGCACAUAGUUCGAGGCUGCUGGCACUUCCGGACUUUGCAAGUCUUGGUCCAGGUAAUCAUGCUUGGUUUUGCCUUGACCUUCUAGAGGUUUUGUGCCAGCUUGCUGAAGUUGGACACACUGUGUCGGUGCGGUCCAUGCUCGAUUAUCCUUUGGGACAUUGCCCUGAACUCCUACUUGUUGGUCUUGGACACAUCAACACUGCAUAUAAUCUCCUCCAAUUUGAAGUGCUGUCCUGUGCAUUUCCUGCUAUUCUGAAGGACACCACAAAGAGAAAUGUGGUGAAAUAUCUCUGGCAUAUUAACCCAUGCCUCACCCUUCGAGGAUUUGUUGAUGCUCAUUCUGAUCCAAGUUGUCUCCUGAGAAUUGUGGAUGUGUGUCACGACCUGAAGAUCCUAUCUGCUGUCCUCGAGUCCACUCCAUUCACAUUUAGCAUUAGAUUGGUGGCUGCUGCUUGUAGGAAAGAUCAUAGCCAUCUUGAGAAAUGGCUCACUGAGAAGUUAACUGUAUACAAGGACGGUUUUGUCGAGGACUGCGUUAAUUUCCUGAAAGAAGCUAUGAAUGCCGCAUCUUAUGCAGUAGAGGGUACCGCGGAACAACCUCAAUUUAGUGUUGUGGACACGUAUUGGGAAGCUUGUCCUCCCUUUAUAAAGGUUCUCCAGUCUCACUUGGGACAGCUCUUAUCCAACCAACUCUCGGAUGAACUAAGGGAGUUGUGUGCUCUGUAUGAAUCGAGAAAUCAGGGUCCUGUAGCAAGGGACAUACCUACCUCGGAGGGAGGUUCAGAUGAUGUUGAAGUAGAAGCAAAUGCGUAUUUUCACCAGAUGUUUUCUGGACAGAUAAACAUUGAUGUGAUGAUACAAAUGCUCACUCGCUUCAAAGAAUCUCCAGAUAAGAGGGAGCAAUCAAUUUUUAAUUGUAUGAUCUCAAAUCUGUUUGAGGAAUACAAGUUCUUUACGAAGUAUCCGGAUAAGCAGCUUAAACUAGCUGCUGUGCUAUUUGGAUCCCUUAUCAAACAUGAACUUGUGGCCCACCUCGGACUUGGGAUUGCUCUACGCGCUGUUCUUGAUGCCUUACGCAAGUCUGUUGAUUCAAAGAUGUUUAUGUUUGGUACGACAGCAUUGGAACAAUUCAUGGAUCGUGUAAUAGAGUGGCCACAGUACUGCAAUCACAUAUUGCAGAUUUCACAUCUUCGAGCUACUCAUGCUGAAAUGGUCUCUGCAAUUGAGCGAGCACUUGCCCGAAUUUCAUCAAGUCAAAAUGAGCCCAACGCUGGCAACUUGCUUUCUACGGAGCAGCUUGUUUCUGGAUCGUCAUCUAUUGAAGCCAUGGAGGCAUCUGAACCAUCAUGGCAGUUAAUGGGUACAUCUCCAACUCAGCUAGGAAGGACACCUUACCCGUUGCAGCAAAGGCAACCAAGUGUCCUUGGAGACAGGUCCAAGAUCUCCAUCGGCACCUCUCAGAAUAAGAGCAUUUUACCUAGUCAGCCUUCGGUUCCUUCAGCAUCUGCUGAUUCAGCCUUUAAUUUAAAGACUACUGUUCCACCUUCAUUAGCUCACUCUACGAGCAUGUCAAAUAGUGCUCAUUCCACUAGUUUUCUGCGCCCCCGGAAUACCUCGACAGUUUUGCCCUGGCAACAUUCCUACACUACGGGAUUUGGAAAUGCUUUAAAUAUUGAGACACUUGUAGCAGCAGCGGAGCAAAGAGAUAAUCCAAUUGAGACUCCCCCAUCUGAAGUUCAGGACAAGAUCUUGUUUAUGAUUAACAAUAUAUCCACCUCUAAUAUGGAAGCCAAGGCGAAAGAAUUUAAUGAAGUGCUUCAGGAACAAUAUUAUCCUUGGUUUGCACAGUACAUGGUCAUGAAAAGGGCAAGCAUCGAGCCAAAUUUUCAUGAUUUAUACCUGAAAUUCUUUGACAAACUUAACUCAAGAUCCUUGAGUAAGGAGAUGCUGAAAGCUACAUAUGAGAACUGCAAGGUUUUGUUAAGAUCAGAUCUUAUCAAAUCUAGUUCCGAGGAACGUUCCUUGCUAAAAAAUUUGGGCAGUUGGUUGGGAAAAUUUACCAUUGGAAGAAACCAGACAUUAAGAGCCAAGGAAAUUGACCCGAAAUCUCUUAUUGUGGAGGCUUAUGAGAGAGGACUUAUGAUUGCUGUAAUUCCAUUCACUUCAAAGAUUCUCGAACCUUGCCAUUCAAGUAUAGCAUAUCGUCCUCCAAAUCCGUGGACAAUGGGAAUUCUUAGUCUACUUUCUGAGAUCUAUAAUCUACCAAACCUGAAGAUGAAUCUAAAAUUUGACAUUGAGGUCCUGUUUAAGAACCUCAGUGUGGACAUGAAAGAUGUGAAACCGACUUCCCUUCUUAAAGAUCGAGGACGUGAAGUUGAGGGAAACCCAGAUUUUUCAAACAAAGAUGUUGCUUCGUCCCAAACCCCAGUGGCUGCAGAAGUCUCUUCAGGUGUCAACCCCCCAAUAAAACAUGUAGACCUGCAGCCUGAGGUCAAUAGCACUUCCCGUACCCUGAGCCUUCCAACUUUGGUCUCAUCUUCACAAACACCAUUAGUAUCACUAUCGCCAUCGCCACUCUCUCUAACUCAGCUUUUGUCGCUGAUUCCACAUGAUGAGAUACGCUUCAAAAUAAGCUCAAAACUUUUGCCUUUUGGCUCACAGUUGCAGUUCAGCAAAAUCAUGGGUGUGGCUUUGGAUAAGGCUAUCAAAGAGAUAAUACUCCCAGUCAUUGAAAGAAGUGUCUCAAUAGCAAGCAAAACUACAAAAGAAAUUAUUCUAAAGGAUUAUGCAACGGAAUCUGAUUACAGUGCCGCAAAUCGCUCGGCUCGUUUGAUGGUCGGAACAUUAGCUGGAAGUCUAGCCCAUGUUACUUGCAAGGAACCGCUUCGUGUUGCGCUACUGUCUCAUCUCCGAAGCCUUACUCAAAACCUUGCUAGCAACAGCGAAACUCUUGAGCAAGUAGUACAGGUUCUGAUCAACGACAAUUUGGAUCUUGGCUGUGCAAGUAUCGAGUCUGUAGCGGCGCGCAAGGCUGUUGAUUCGAUUGAGGGUGAAAUAACUCAAUCCUUUUCACAACAAAGGAAGAAAAGAGAGGCAGCUGGUCCUACAUAUUAUGACUCUUUUACUUAUGCUCAAGGUCCAUUUGCCCCUGUACCUGAAGUAUUCCAUACCAAGGCAGAGUCUCCUGCCCAACAACGAGUAUAUGAGGAGUUUGGUCAUGUAUGGCAGAGUCAUGGCCAAAGUGUUGGUGCUGCAGGUUCUGGUACAGCUGCUGUAUCGAGCAAUUUUGGUGUACCUCGAGCUUACAGCCCAAGUUUAGCACAAGCUUCCAGUGCUUUCUUGUCUGCUCAAACAGCUCCACUUACAUUAACUCAGCCUACAGAGCUGGUGUAUGAGGAAUUGAUUCCUGGCGCUGCACAACUUUCUAGUGAUUCUCCUGCUCAAGUUGGGAUCAGCGACUCUUCUGGCUGGCUUGGUGGAACCAUUGGUGAUGCAUCCACAUCUCCACCCUUGAUGUCUAAUGACUUACCUGCGGGUGGAAUAAUGGAUUUAAAUGUUAUGACGCCACCUCCAGCUACAUUUUCUGACAAUCUAGGAUCUGGUUUACCUGAUACUUUGAGCACUGGUGAUGCUAUGGAGAGAUACGAACAGGUUUCACAAAAGCUGGAAGUCUUGAUUGCGAAGGAUGGUAAAGAUGUGGAAAUCCAGUCUGUUGUAGCGGAAGUUCCUGAUAUCUUACUCAAAUGUGUUAACCGGGAUGAGGCUGCAUUAGCUGUUGCACAAAAGGUUUUCAAAAGUUUGUAUGACAACACAUCAAAUAGCGGUUUUGUCAUGUGGUCUCUAGCAACCUUAGUUGCGAUAAGAGAUGUAUGCAAGCUUGUUGUCAAGGAGCUAACAAAUUCCGUAAUCUAUUUGGACGAUGAGAAGAAGUUUAAUAGUGAAAUCAUUUUUGCCCUUAUUCGUUCUGAUUUGCUGGAUGUCAAAGAGUACAAUGUUCAUUUAGCAAAGCUAAUUGACGGUGGAAGAAACAAGAUUGCAACAGAAUUUGCCAUGUCACUUGUCCAGACAUUGAUUACUCAGGACUCUGCUAGUAUCUCAGAACUCCAGGAUGUUGUUGAUGUGCUAUCAAAGAUUUCAAGGAGGCCAGGUUCACCUGAGUUGAUGCAACAGGUGAAUGAGAUUGCAAGGAAUAAUGCUAACAAUGCUCCUGGUUUUGCUUUUGGGAAGGAUAAAAAGGUUCUACCUAACCGUGCAAACAAAGAGGAAAACAGUGUUAACGACGCCACUGUAGCUGAUUCUGUUGCUUUUCAAGACCAGGUUGCACACCUAUUUUCUGAGUGGUGCCAAAUAUGUGAUCAUCCAAAUGCUAGUGAUGCGGCCUAUAGUCGUUAUGUUAUGCAGUUGCAACAUAUUGGCCUGCUGAAGGGAGAUGAAUUCACUGAGCGUUUCUUCCGAAUUCUCACGGAACUUGCUGUUGCACACUCUCUAGUCUCUGAGCAAAUUAAUGCUCCUGGUGGAUUGUCUCAGCAGUCAUCACAUAUAUCAUAUUUCCCCAUUGAUUCAUAUUCGAAGCUUGUGUCUGUGGUGAUAAAGAAUUGUUCAGUGGAAAUAGGACCAAAUAAAGGCAGCCUUCUUCCCAAGAUAUUGUCAGUGACAAUUAGGGUCAUUCAGAAAGAUGCUGAAGAGAAGAAAGCUUCAUUUAACCCCCGACCAUACUUUCGGCUGUUUAUCAAUUGGCUGAAUGACCUUAGUACUUCUGAACUCCAUCAUGAUGGAGCUAAUUUCCAGGUUUUGGCUGCAUUUGCAAAUGCAUUCCAUGUACUGCAACCCUCGAGAAUUCCUAGCAUGAGCUUUGCUUGGCUUGAGUUGGUGAGUCAUAGAACCUUCAUGGCAAGACUGCUGACGGGCAAUUCACAAAAAGGGUGGCCUUUUUUCCAACGGCUACUUAUUGAUCUGUUCAAAUUCAUGGAACCGUAUUUGAGAACUGCCGACCUUUUAGAACCAGUGCACCUUAUGUACAAAGGAACUAUGAGAGUGCUGCUUGUACUACUCCAUGACUUUCCUGAAUUUCUGUGUGAUUAUCACUUCAGUUUUUGUGACGUGAUCCCUUCCAGUUGCAUUCAAAUGCGCAAUGUCAUUCUUAGUGCUUUUCCGCGCAACAUGAGACUUCCAGACCCAUCUACUCCUAACCUGAAGAUUGAUCUGCUAGCUGAAAUUUCAUUACCUCCACGAAUCAUGUCAGAUGUCGAUGGUGCCCUCAAGUCAAAGCAUAUGAAGGCUGAUGUCGAUGAGUAUCUUAAGAGACCAGAAGGCUCAUCCUUUUUGAAUGAUCUGAAGCAAAAAUUGGUGCUGCCUCAGAAUGAAGCUAAUGUUGCUGGGACACGCUACAAUGUGCCUCUGAUGAAUUCGCUUGUUCUCUACAUUGGCAUCCAAGCGGUGCAACAAUUGCAAGCGAACAAGGCAAAUGCAUCUGCGUCAGCACAGCAGAUUAACCAUAAUACAAUGGAUAUUUUUCAGAUCGAAACAGCGACUGAAUUUUUCAGAUAUCUUGUAACGAACUUGGAUACAGAGGGGCGCUACCUAUUUUUGAAUGCGAUUGCUAACCAACUGCGCUACCCGAAUAGCCACACACACUACUUCUCCUUCAUCAUUCUGUAUCUAUUUGCUGAAGCUGCCCAGGAACAUAUCCAGGAGCAGGUAACCAGGGUUCUCUUAGAACGGCUGAUAGUGAACCGUCCUCACCCCUGGGGAUUACUCAUCACCUUCAUCGAGCUGAUAAAGAACCCACGCUACAACUUUUGGAACCGAGCCUUCACACACUGCGCACCUGAGAUUAAGCAGCUGUUUGAGUCGGUCGCAAAGUCAUGCGGUGGAGGCGCUGGAAAGGCAGUGGAUGAUGGCUCUGAUGGCGGCCACUAA
Triticum turgidum subsp. durum (durum wheat) is the source of this 7116-nucleotide messenger RNA. NCBI's taxonomy places the organism in Eukaryota, Viridiplantae, Streptophyta, Magnoliopsida, Poales, Poaceae. The record is from the annotation of a GenBank genome assembly.